AUGUUGAAAUACUUCAAUGAGAAUAUAUCCCUAGCGCUGCAGGAGAGGUAUAGGGACCUCCAUGAGUAUCGAAAGACGGAAGCGGUAGAGGAAGGGUCACCGAGGGAGGCGAAAGUUCCGAAAAUAGCUGAGGAAGGGGAGCAGAUCGGCGGCGAAGGCGCCUUCGAGCCGAGCGCCGCGCCGCCGUACCCGAGGCUCCUGGAACCGCCUAAGGAGGAAGACAGUUUCGUUGCGAGUUGGCUUCAGAACUCAUUUAAGAUGACUGCCGCGGAAGGCAAUGACUCUGCAGCCGCUGCGAGUGCUUUAGACCUAAGAGCAGCGCCGUUGUCCCUACAAAUUCCUGCAGCGCUACAGCAGGCGGCCGAAGCGCAGCGGUUCAAAAUGCAGGACUUCUGGUCCCGCAGCCGACCGAGCUCGCCGGCCCAGGAGCCGAUGGAGGCCCACAGUCAGCCUGGCCCAGCACCACCUACGCCUCAGCCACCUGCAACGCCUGAUCAUAAGAUUAUGACCGAGAAACUUGUCAAUGAAAUUCAGUUUAUAGAUCUUAGGAUAUGUGAAACUUAUGCGAGGACAAAAACUGAUUGUCGCUCUGUCUCUUCUUUUCACGCCUUCUCGUCGUACGUUGGAACGGGACAGCAACAACAGCAAUCACCAUCCGCCGACUCUACGAUGAGCGAGAGGUCACUCGUACCGUUUGCCCUGUGUCAACUGUUGCUUACUGGCAUCCUACUAAAAUACGGUUUCUUUCCAUACAGCAACAAGCACGAUCCGGACAGAGCAUCAGUGAGCGAACGCUGGAAGAGUGCUGGUCGACACUUCAGCGAGUGA
Molecule: messenger RNA, 828 nt
Organism: Diatraea saccharalis (sugarcane borer)
Lineage: Eukaryota; Metazoa; Arthropoda; Insecta; Lepidoptera; Crambidae
Source: the annotation of a GenBank genome assembly